ACACUGGAGCCUUAGUCAGGCAUCAUGUAUUUAGCUUCCCGCUGACAUAGGAGCCGAUUUCACAAUUGCGCCCUCUUACAGUGUGUAGGACGUAGUAAUUCUCAAUUUUCCGCCAUGGAUCUUCGUGUUCACGAUUCCUCGUGUUCAGCGACAGAUAUCGUUUCUUCAACCUCAGUCGUAUCACCGUCCUUGGAUUCUGACAGUAUAUUUUCGGAUUUCCCAAAGCUAGACACGAGAAAAACUUCACAAGUAUCGUUCGUCAGUAUGAAAUCCAUCUCAAAACGGAAAUCCCGCAAACCUAUCAAGGCGGUCACUCUCAGAUCCACACCCUUCGCUUCCGUCUCGCAGUCCCUCUCCUCCCACACCCCAACACCUACCGGCCAAUCCAAAACCGCCAGAAACGACCAAUCAGAUUCUGACACCUCACCUGACGACAAAAGACCGGCCUGGCUGGUGAAAUUCUGGCGGGAAGCAGGAUCGGUGAUGGUGGCGCUAGGGUGGGGAGGUGGGGGAGCGGCAGGAGGAAGCGCGCCGACCGCUGUGGAUCCCAGGCGGCUGGGAGCUUACUUGAAAGCUCUCCGGGGCCAGACUCGCGUGCUGCUGAAGCAGCUGCCGCUAUGGGAGCGAGCAGGAAUCGGAGCCCUGGCGGGAGGGCUGGCCGGGGGAUUGACGAACGCGACGCUGCAUCCGCUGGACACGGUGAAGACGAAGCUGCAGACCAAGGGGUCGUCGCUCGUGUACUCGGGGCCUCUAGACGUCAUUCGGAAGGUGUCAGCCGCGCAGGGCAUCGGGGGGUUCUACCGCGGGCUGCCGGCGGCCUUCCUGGGGUCCGUGCUCUCCUCCUCCAUCUACUUCGGCACCUACGAGCUCGCCAAGGGGGGCCUAUCCAGAGACAUCACGCUCCGGCUGCCGUUUUCUGGGCUCAGAAGAGCAGCCGCCAGCAGCAGUGGGGGAAGCAGUCUUUAUAGUGAAAAGAUCAGCAGCAGAGGGAAUAGUGGCGGUGAAAGCACGGGGAGCAGGCAAGAGGGGUCCGGGUCUUCGGUGGUGCUGUCGUGCCCUGUGGCGCUGGUGCCCCCUGUGGCGGCAGCCCUGGGGAAUAUCACGAGCUCCGCCAUCCUGGUGCCCAAAGAAGUCAUCAAGCAGCGGAUGCAGGCGGGAGCAUCAGGCUCAGCUCUGCACGUGCUGCAGCAGACCGUGGCUCUGGAGGGCGUGGCGGGGCUGUACAGUGGGUACCUGGCUGCUCUGCUGCGCAACCUGCCCACCAACGUGCUCAACUUCUCCACCUUCGAGUAUCUGAAGAUGGCGAUACUCCAUGUGAACCACUCAACCUCCCUGAGGCCGCACGAGAGCAUGGCAGCGGGAGGAAUCGCGGGGGCACUGUCAGCCGCCCUCACCACUCCCCUGGAUGUGGUUAAGACCCGCCUCAUGACGCAGGCGCGAGUGGCAGUGGCAGCAGCGGGUACCACUGGGGCAAAGGCAGAGGUAGCAGCUCGAGCGCAGGCUGCAGCUGCAUACACAUAUAAAGGUGUGGCGUCGACGCUGAAGCAUAUAUGGGUGGAGGAGGGAUUACGAGGACUGACUCGUGGCAUGACUUCCCGCAUUCUUUACAAUGCUGCAUUUUCCGCCAUUGGGUUUUUAUCCUUCGAGACUGCUCGCUCGGUCCUACUGCAAGCGCACGUUGAGCGACGGGCUCGGAAGCAACUCCAAGAAGAUGCCAAGUGCCAGUCGAGUGAAGAACAGGUGGUAAAAGCUUGAAGGGAAGCGAGUAUUCUGAAAAUCACGCUUCGUUGAGAAGCUUUUUUGGAGGCAUGGAGUUAGUGAUUUCUUGUACAAUCAUGGGCAGCUCUUGGUUGGAAAUCAGUAAAGCUAGCAUUUAGCGAGUACCAUUUAUCAGGGUGUACAUGCGAUGGUUGUCACUAGUUGCCACUCUCAACCGACCAAACCAUCCCAUGUCGGUGAGACGAUGUUUU
This is a messenger RNA of Closterium sp. NIES-67, 1970 nucleotides long. The record is from the annotation of a GenBank genome assembly. Lineage: Eukaryota; Viridiplantae; Streptophyta; Zygnematophyceae; Desmidiales; Closteriaceae.